This is a messenger RNA of Oreochromis niloticus (Nile tilapia), 3805 nucleotides long. It is a transcript of the gene cldn23l, whose product is annotated as claudin 23-like. The record is from RefSeq and is a predicted model, not a curated record. Lineage: Eukaryota; Metazoa; Chordata; Actinopteri; Cichliformes; Cichlidae. Gene Ontology annotation, molecular function: structural molecule activity. Gene Ontology annotation, cellular component: membrane; bicellular tight junction. Bases 2311 to 3054 code for a protein of 247 amino acids. The transcript has 3 exons.
GGGAAAAGCAGGGAGGGACUGUGUCCUAGAUAUAACACAGACAUCAGCAAGUCAAAGAGAGAAACACAUCCAGAGAGAAAGUGGGAUAGCGGAGAAGAGAAGCAGACAGCUGAGGAAGCAGCUAAGGGGGAAAAAGAGGAGGGGGCAGACACAAGGACACAGACAUGAAGACAGAGGAAAUUAGGAUGCAGAGGCAAGUGGAGAAAUUUUUAAAGCAAGGGCAGAUGAGAAGAAAGAGGGAGAAAGAACAAUAAAGAAGUCGUUGCACCAUCUGCUCCCACUGAGAGAAACAUGUUAGCCAUUCAGACGACAGCAGGGAGGCAGCCAGCGAUCUGCAGUGAGAUACAAACAACCCCUCCUGAAUGCACCUCAGGGAGCUGCACUGCAUUUACAGUCAUUAUAGUGGCAGUAAUCAAUGGACUUGGCAAUGCGACAGCAGCAAGAGUAACAAGUGUGUAUAGAACAUAAUUCAUGCCUAAGUGAGACUUUAUGGUGCAUGUGAAAGCCCUCACAGGUGGCUCAGAGCUUUGAUUCUUGUCUCUAUCAUCUUCUGUGUUUUUUAAUAUCAUGUCACUGAAGUCAAGCAGGUGACAUUUGUGUUCAUGAAGCUACAAUCCUAUCUCAUGUCCCGCAUCAGCAUCCAGAUAUGUAUUCUCAUGCAAAAUUUCUACUCUAAAUUCUACACUUGUCUCUGCACAUUUAAAUCAAUCUUUUUCUAGUACGUUCUGUCCUUUCCUGCCCGCUGCUGCUUCUUUGCAAAGUGUAAUCUCCAAUUAAAUUAAAGAGGAAUGAGACUGGCUCAGUCACGCUAAAUGUCAUCAGCUCCCGAGCGACAUUGCUGGAAGUAAUAUCUCGCCAUCAAUUAUAGGUCAGAUUUACAAAUGUGAUUGCUGUUGGAUCAGUAUCUUCCUGUAAGUUAUAAGUUAAGCUUAAAAAUAGACAUUCUUCUGUUUUCCUAACCUUCAGAUGCAGGAUCAAAAUAUUCUAUUCUUACUGAAAAUCAUGUGUAAUGAAUAAAGAAAAGAUUAAAAAAUCAUGAUGGAUAAGAAUCUGUGUAAUAUGUAACAUGUUAAAUUAUAGUUGCACUUUUUUUUUGCUUUUUGAAAUGUUUCCAUUCUUAUGUGUACAGCUCACCACCAGCUUACAUGUUUUGUGACACUUUAUCAUCAUGUGCCUUAGAUAAAAAAGACUUUUCUUUGUUAAAAAUGUGUAAACACAUUUCGCUUGGUAAAAUGAUUUUCUGUGUUCAUAUGAGGCAUGAACCCAUGUGGAGAAGAAAUGAGAACAGAACCUGCAUCAUUAUUAACAUAAUGUUACUUGACUGCAUGAGAAAAGUAUAUUUAUUUUUCAUAUGGGAAGCCUCUCCCUUUCAUACACCUUAUUAUUAUUAUAAGAAACAGCCUCGACAUUUCUUGUCGUCCCCCUUUGCAAAAACACAGUGAGCUACGUCUUACAGCGUUGUCAUCAUAACAUCUUUGCAGACCUUGUUUGUUUAACAGAGAUGUCCGGCUUGCUUGUCUGCAUGAUUCACUUACGUCCUCACUCUGUCCUUUUCACCUGGGACAUUCUUUCUUUCCUGUCCUGGCUGAGACUCACUCUGCAUUCGAACAGUGGCCUGACGUGAUUACUAACCCGACUGAAUUCUUCCAAGGUCACAGCUGGCCAUCAAUCCUCAUACAUUAAAAAAAAAAAAAUAGUGGCAUACUCAUCACCCACACACGCACACACAUGCGCGUGCACACACACACUAAACUCAAGUGUGCCAACAUUUGUACCAUUUGUACACAUGAGAUCAUCACAUCUUGCGCAGAGAGAAGUCUUGUGAUAAACACAACCGCACACGCAUCCUGCCACGUUGAGCCUGGCCAGGUUAUUGUAUCCUAGCAACAGAGGCAGCCAUCGACUGCUCUGGGUUUUUGUGUGUGUGUGUGUGUGUGUUUUUCCCUGUCCAGCGCAGGAGCAGUGAAGCCAAACCUCCUUCUGCUUUCUCCGUCUGCUCGUGCACUUGUGUUUACUCCACUUCAGCUCUGCCUCUGCUUUUCUCUGUCUCUCAUCAUCACAUUGACCUUCUCUUUCACUCAGGCAGUCAGAAUGAAGAGCCUGCAUAUUAAACACAGGAGACUUUCGUUUAAGAGAGCAGAGUAAACCAUGCCAAGAUUUGACCAGCAGGCGAUGUCUCUGUCUGGAGAAACACCCACUGUUAGUUGUCUUUUGUAAGAUAUUCGUAGCAUACUGAACACUGGUACUGUACUAUUUUUAAUUUUAGCUAUAUUAAUUUUUCCUGACAAGCUGGAGCUGUGAGAACAAAAGAUGCACACUCCAGCCUCCAUGGUGAUGGGCAUCGUUUUUGCCCCGUUGGGUUUGGUCCUAGUCUUCACUGCUGCCAUCACCCCCCAGUGGAGAGAGGGACAGGCACAUUUGGGAAUGGCAGGACCGGGAAGUCUGCUCCGGUCAGGAACAAAAAGUCAUGGGACCAGGUCCGGUUCAGUGGAGGCACUGAUCUUGUUGCGCUCUGAUGGACUAUGGGAGAGCUGCCUGCAGGUGGAGCGCUCUGACUUGAGGCAGUGCUGGCCUGUGGCUGGUCCGUAUCAGAGAGACCCCAGGGUUCGUCUGGCACAGGGUUUGGUGCUAACCUCCUUGUUCCUGUGCGGCACUGGCAUUGUCCUGGCUUGUAUCGGGGUCCGCUGCUGGGCAGAUCUCCCUCUGAGAGGUGUAGCAGCCUCAGGAGGACUUCUGGUGGUGACAGCAGGGCUGCUGAGCCUGACUGCGUUAGGGGUUUACACCCACAACCUUAAAAGACUCGGGAUGGAUCCAAGUCAAAGGAUUCAUAACCCACGGUACCCACACCUCAACUUGCAUCCAGCUGGCUCGCUUUAUUUUGGGUGGCUGGGUUCGUGUCUACAGGUUUUGGGAGGCACCGCUUUGCUUUUCAGUUUCAAACGACCACGAUGCCCAACCUGCCCAUGUAGGCAUGAGCUAUCUGUCUCUCCCUGCCACUCAUGUCCAGAAAUGACCAACAAGCCUGACAUGGAUGUAUAUGAAGUUAGUUGUUAGAAGCUUGUCCAACAUUUUAAAAUUUGUAAGAAAGCGUGGACAGAAAAGAGAAAAAUUAGCAUUAAGGGCACUUUCUAAAACCCCUUUUAUCUUUUCAGUGUGUAGCUUAUGUAAUGAAAAGUCAUAAAUUCAUAAAUGACUGUGGACUACCAGACAUUGCUGCUUAGUAAUGAACUGCCAUGCAGGUUUAAACAUAAUGGAUGUAGCUCUCCUUCAACACAGGAACAAACAUGAUCUGGGGGUGUAAAUAAAAACAAAUGGAUGAAUGUCACGUUAGAAAAAGAUUCAACAUCACGCUGCCUUUAAAUGCAACAUGUGGUGAAACACGAUUGAAGUAUUGCUUUGUGUUGCCUUUACAUUGUAGCCAUGCAUUUGUACUGUUAAGAAAAAAAUUGUCUGAACAGAACUGUGAAUCAUAGAUGAUGUCAGGAGAAGCCUGAAAAAAAAUGGCUUAAAUUCUUAAGAUCAUCACACUCAGUUUCAUCUGUGUUAAGUUGGUUGUUAAAAAAAAAAAGCUUUACAUUUAUAUGUGAUAUCCUGUUUUGUUGAUGAAUUUUUUGCUCUUGAGCACAGGAGGAGCUUUCACUGGGUAAACAUUAUAUUUCUGGAAUAAGAUGAGCAGCACGAAGAUUAAAGAAGGCGUAACAGGAGGAUAUACUAAAGGGUAUUUUCUAUUCCUUGCAAAUGACUUGUUUGUAUUGUCAUUUCGUGCUCAUAUUUGUUGCACUGAAUAAAAAACUAUUUAUCACAA